GCGGACGGAGGGGCAGAGUGGCGCGCUUCUCUGGACGCUGAUUUAUUUAUCUGUAUAAAUGACCGGACUACGGAUGGAUUUUGACCGUGUUUGCGCACUAUUCUGCCCGUAACAAGGGUCGAGGACUUAGCUGUGUUAUCUGGGAUUAAGUACGCCAAUAUUUUCCGGGUGUGUUUUCAUUUUUUUUGGGAGAAGUCACGAGCAGCAUGCUGCUCUCUAAACUGGGCUCCUUCUCUCACAUCCCGUCCAGCAUGGAUCUGCCGGCAAAGCUGCAAGCCAAAGCGGAGAAGCAGCCGUUUGAGAAGCUGUACCGGCUGGACUCGGUGCUCGGCAGCGGAGGAUUCGGCACAGUCUACUCGGCUGUCCGCCUGGCCGACGGGCUGCCGGUGGCGGUGAAGCAUGUGUGCAGAGACAGAGUAACUGAGUGGGGCUCUCUGUGUGGCGCCGUGGUUCCUCUGGAGAUUGUGCUGUUGAAGAAGGUGGGCGGGGCGUUUGGCGGCGUGGUGCGGCUGUUGGACUGGUGGGAGCAGGUGGACGGCUGGCUGAUGGUGAUGGAGCGUCCCGAGCCGGGGCAGGACCUGUUUGAUUACAUCACAGAGCGCGGAGCACUGGACGAGGCCGCAGCGCGUGGCUUCUUCCUGCAGGUGCUGGAGGCCGUGCGUCACUGCUACACCUGCGGCGUGGUCCACAGAGACAUCAAGGACGAGAACCUGCUGGUGGAUCUGAAGACCGGACAGAUCAAACUCAUUGACUUCGGCUCAGGGGCCCUCCUCAAAGACGCCGCCUACACCGAGUUCGAUGGUACGCGGGUGUAUAGUCCUCCAGAGUGGAUCCGUCUCCACCGGUACCACGGCCGCUCGGCCACCGUCUGGUCGCUCGGUGUGCUGCUGUAUGACAUGGUGUGUGGAGACAUCCCCUUUGAACAAGACGAGGAGAUCCUGAAUGGACGGGUCUACUUCAGACGCGAAAUCUCCUCAGACUGCCAGCAGCUGAUUGGCUGGUGUCUGAACCAGCAGCCAUCUGACCGGCCAACCCUGGAGCAGAUCCUCCUCCACCCCUGGGUGACGGGCAGCAAUGGACAGCAGACGGACAGCGGUGGCGUCACGCUCCACACCAUCACAGUUGACUCCUCCUCGUCUUCCUCCACCAGCCAGCAGAGCAUCUGAUUGGUCAAAGGGAGGCUGCCGGGGGUCGUGGCGUGAUCUUGAUUCACAGAUGUCCUCCAGUGGUGUUUGACUUCAGUUACCUUGUGGUCGCGGUCACAGUUAAGUUUGACACCGCGCUGCUCCACGGUGCCCCUUUCCUGUUCACUGACUAUGGAGCCUCAACACCUGCGUAGUUUUCCGUCUGGUGUUCCUCGUUCAGAGUGCCUUGAGUUUGAAAGCUGCUGUGGGAGGAGCGUCUCAACGGUAGCCAGCUGUAGAUCAGUAGCGCGUUCAGCCCCGACAAAACGUAGCAAAGCAUUUAUUAAAACGGAAACGGUGGUGUGUUGAACACCCUGUUGUGUUACGCAAUCGUUACAGUUAUGGCAGCUGAGAAGGCUAUUUUUUGAGGAGCCUAAUGAAAUUAGUUUGUUCAUGUUUAAUACUACAAAGUGUGCUUGAUGUUACCGCUCUUGCCGUCCAGAAUAGCAGAGAACAUCCCGAUAAAGUAAAGGGGUUUGUAGAAACUGCAGGGCAGGGUUUACAGGCCUAUACACGUCGCUGCAGAUUAAGUAACCCCUCGGACACACCCACCAAACAAGAGGAAACCUCAAAGCCCGUUCGACGCUGUUUUUGAGGACUCGCAUCCUUCAACCGAAACAAAACAGUGCACACUGUUUUCAGACUGAGCGUGCCCCAGGAGUCCGUCUGGAGGUGUGGAGGGUUCCUUAAGUUUAGAUAAUAAAGUUGGAACCCACAUAAUCGUUAUAGAGGAACCCAGUCCAGUUAUUUUCUCCCAAAAAUAGUUUUGCAGAUAAAGUGGUUUACUCAACGACUCCAUUUCUGCAGUGAUGGGCCACAUGAUUAUAAUACAUAUUAUAAUUACAUGUAGACAUGUGACACUUAUUUUCACUGUUGAUCAAUCUGUCAAUUAUUUUGUCCUUUCAAUUGUCUAGUCAACAAUAGAGAGGUCAGGUCCCUCCCCUUACCACGGACCGCCAUGGGACCUUAUACCGCAGUUUGUCGUGAAUCUGUACAAGUACAAAACUGAAAAUCUGUAACUACAAAGAAUACACACCUAAAAGUUAAGGGACUUCCCCUUUUCUAUAUGGACGCACAUUGCUUUCACCAAAAGAAAAGACUUCCUACGACUUCUGUAUCUCAUCAUUACACCAUGAUCAUGUUUGGCGAUGGCUGUCAAAACAAAAAAACUGUUUUCUGUGGCUGAAAUUCACAGAAUCUGAUGGGUCACAGAAUUUUUCGCCUGUUGUCUCGUCAUUGUGAGAUAGUACGUCAUAAUUACAAGAUCAGGCCUUUCUUUGGUGAAUGCAGUCUGUACAAUAAGAUGUGAGACAACAGUGACAAGUUAGACCAACUGUCCAAAACCCAAACAAAUUCAGUUUAAGGAGUCCUCUGAGGAACACCACCCACCUUGUGAUGUCAGCGUGGGACCCGGCGAGCUACUGGAAACACACAUGCCUCUGUAGAGCUUGGACUGGCUCAGGACACCAGACCCUGGUCUCAGUUCUGAUUCCAAAACAUGACUGUUUGAUACGUGCUAUGCUGAGUUGAAACCUUUUUUAUUUUGUAUUUUUAUUUUUUCAUGUAACUAACAUCUCACAUCCUCUGAACACAGAAGGACUUUUCCCAACUAAAACAAAGGCUAGAAAGGAACAAAAUUGUGAUUUUAUAUCAGGAGAUAAUGUGUGUUAAAGUAAAUCUGUCCCAGCCUCUCAGGUUAGCUCCCGGCUCAGAACUUUAUCUCUCUACCGUUGAGGUUAAUCAAAACCGUUUAGUUGAUUUUUUUUUCCUCUGUUUUCUGUUUCAGUAUUUACACCACAGCAUUACUUAUGAUGAGAUACAUGUUAUUCUUUAAAGUUUCCACAGCCAGUUCAGCCUCUCCCUAAAUUCAGUUCAACUCAACGGGGCUUAAUUGGCAUGGGAAACAAGCGUUUACAUUGCCAAAGCAAGUGUGAAAUAAAAACAUGUACAGUAUAUAAACAGAAGAAUUGUGAUUUCUCUUGUAGUUUUUAAAGGCUCUCAGAGGAAAUGCCGGCGCUCAGCUUUAUCCUCAUCACUUUGUUUGAAUUGUGUUCUGAAAACAAUAUCUCAGUCUGUGAGUGUAAAAUGCACAGUCAAUGCAAAUAUUUAGUUUUGUAUUUUGAAUAUAUGUAUUUGUUUUUUAUACUGUAUAUAUUUUUUUGUACAUUUCUGAGUUUUAUUUAUUUAGUGAAGGGGCGUUCCUUAUCAUUGCAUUAUUUAAGUUGUCUUAACUGUUAUAAAAUGAUUAUUUCAUUUUCAUUUUUGCUUAAAACAAAUAAAAUCAGCGUCAGGUUUGAGUUUGGUCACGUUAGGCUUAAGAGUUUAAACUAAUUUCUCAUUAUAUGUGUUACAGUUUUUGGUGUUAUAUACAAUUGUCACAGAGAAGUAUUUUUUCAUAGAAAAUUUUCAAUUAAACUUCUCAUAUAUAAACUGAU
Molecule: messenger RNA, 3619 nt
Organism: Micropterus salmoides (largemouth bass)
Lineage: Eukaryota; Metazoa; Chordata; Actinopteri; Centrarchiformes; Centrarchidae
Product: serine/threonine-protein kinase pim-3-like
Exons: 6
Coding region: 207-1166 (319 amino acids)
Biological process (GO): regulation of mitotic cell cycle; protein autophosphorylation; negative regulation of apoptotic process
Cellular component (GO): cytoplasm
Molecular function (GO): protein serine/threonine kinase activity; ATP binding
Source: RefSeq, a predicted model, not a curated record